Molecule: messenger RNA, 5853 nt
Organism: Amphibalanus amphitrite
Lineage: Eukaryota; Metazoa; Arthropoda; Thecostraca; Balanomorpha; Balanidae
Product: glutamate [NMDA] receptor subunit 1-like
Exons: 20
Coding region: 706-3465 (919 amino acids)
Biological process (GO): monoatomic ion transport; ionotropic glutamate receptor signaling pathway; regulation of membrane potential
Cellular component (GO): synapse; plasma membrane; neuron projection
Molecular function (GO): NMDA glutamate receptor activity
Source: RefSeq, a predicted model, not a curated record
CAGUCUCAGGUCAAGGUAAAAAGAGAAGACUGGCGAAUCACUGGUGAAUCACUGGCAGAUUUAAAUCAAAACUGAAAUGGGCGCGUUUUAAUUUCAGGCACAUGCACCUCCUUAGCCCAAUCUUACCAAAUGUUGUGAAUGUGUAAUCACUACAUUGUGAUUAAGCCAGCAAUAUUAAUAUUUUUCAACAUUCAUUGAUUUAUUCAUUCAGGCAACAUUUAUAAUAAUUUACCUCAUUAAACUUAUUCGGCGGGAUUAACUGAAUGUAAAUAAAAAGAAUGCAUUCCAUAUUGACUAUUAUUGCCAGUAACUAUGGAAAGUGCUGCCAAGUGGUAUUCAUAGCACGGGUAGGUGGCGCCAUGAUUCGUCUGCAGAAUGCCUCUGAGCGCGCCGCCGCCGGUCAGGUCGACGAGACGAAACUGGCGCGCGACUCUGUAAUCGCCAAUACGGCCACAUUUUUCGUGCUGUGCGGCGUCAUCAGAGCCACUGGCCGGGCCGGCGAGAUCGAUCGGCGCCGGUGGCGCCUCUGGCGGGAGGCUGGCGCACUAGCGGCCGCCAGUGGGCCGGUCGCCCUCGGCGAGUUGACCGUCGGCUCAGGUCGCUGUGCGUUUGUGUGCCGGGCGUCGGUGCCGGUGCUCGGUGACACUAUGGAUUUUGUACUCCGGCGGGUUUGAGACCAGUCAUGUGACAGAGGCGAGGUGGGCCAUGAUACCCUCCGCCCCUGCCCUCCUUCUGCUAUCUCUGCUGCAUGUUCUGGCGGCCGACAACCCGCGGCACUUCCGCAUCGGCGGCGUGCUCUCCAGCACCGAGAACGAGCAAACCUUCAACAAAACAAUCCAGGAACUCAAUGAACAAAAGGAAUAUGUAUCCCGCGCCUCAACCCUUUACGUUUCAACCAUUCGGAUGGAGGAGAAUCCCAUUCGCACGGCCCUCAACGUGUGCAAAUACCUCGUCAACUCACAGGUGUACGCCAUGGUUGUGUCCCACCCCAGCACCGGGGACAUCUCUCCCGCCGCCGUCUCCUACACGUCUGGAUUCUACCACAUCCCCGUGGUGGGCAUCACCUCUCGUGACAGCGCCUUCUCGGACAAGAACAUCCACGGCUCGUUUCUGCGCACGGUGCCGCCCUACUCACACCAGGCCGACGUGUGGGUGGACCUGCUCAAAAUGCUCGGAUACACCCAGGUGAUCUUCAUGCACAGCUCGGACGCGGACGGCCGCUCCGUGUCCAGCCGGUUCCUGGCGCAGGCGCAGACCAUGGACUCGACCGACACGGACAUGAAGGUGGAAGAAGUCGUAGAGUUUGAGCCGGGCCUGAAGACGUUCACCGAACAGCUGAAACUGGUGCGCUCUCUGCAGUCUCGCGUCUACCUGCUCUACGCCAGCCAAAACGACAGUGAGGUGAUUUUCCACGACGCGGCCUUCCUGAACAUGACUGAGGUGGGCUACGUGUGGAUCGUCACUGAACAAGCCCUGGCCGCCAGCACGGUGCCCAAAGGUGUGCUGGGGUUCCGACUGAGCGCCUCCGACGAGACCAAACACAUCAAGGAUAGCUUGUACGUUCUGGCAGCCGCCCUGAAGGAAAUGUCGCAAAAGGAGAACAUCACGGAGGCACCCAAGGACUGCAACAACACCGGAGACGGCUGGGAGACGGGAAAAACCCUGUUCAAGUACAUUCGUAAACAAGUUCUGUUCGACGGGCAGACGGGAAAAGUCGCUUUCGACGAUAACGGAGACCGCAUCAAUGCAGAAUAUGACGUCAUCAAUACAGACAGCACCCGUACCAAGCGGAUAGUGGGGAAAUACGCCUAUUCAAAGUCGUUGGAGAGGAUGGAGCUGAAGCUGAAGACGAGUGACAUCAUCUGGCCGGGCGGCAGCAACGUCAAGCCGGACGGCGUCAAGAUCCCGACGCACCUCAAGGUGCUGACUCUGCAGGAGCAGCCGUUCGUCUACAGCCGACGUUUGGAGCGCGGCCAGAAGUGUGACGACGCUGAGACGCGCUGUCCGUGGCACAACACCACAGGCGAAGAUGUCGAAUUCUGCUGCUGGGGCUACUGCAUAGACCUGCUGAACAAGCUGUCGGAGCGUGUCAACUUCACGUUCGACCUGUUCCUCUCUCCUGACGGCGAGUUCGGCGACUACGUCUCCAGGAAUGUGUCAGGGAAGAAGGAGUGGACGGGUAUGAUUGGUGAGCUGGUGAGAGAGCGCGCAGACAUGAUCGCAGCCCCGCUUACCAUCAAUCCGGAGCGGGCAGCCUUCAUCGAGUUCAGCAAACCGUUCAAAUACCAGGGCAUCACCAUAUUGGAAAAACGGCAACCGCGCGCCUCCACGCUGGUCUCCUUCCUGCAGCCGUUCAAGCACACGCUCUGGGUGCUGGUGCUGGUCUCCGUGCACGUCGUGGCGCUCGUGCUCUACCUACUCGAUCGGUUCUCGCCGUUCGGUCGACAGGCGAGCAGGGACAGUGGAAAUGCAGAGGAUGACGCACUGAACCUGUCGUCGGCCAUGUGGUUCGCCUAUGGUGUACUGCUCAACAGCGGCAUUGGUGAUGGCACUCCGCGUAGCUUCUCGGCCCGGGUACUGGGUAUGGUGUGGGCUGGAUUCGCAAUGAUCAUCAUCGCCUCAUACACUGCCAACCUGGCUGCCUUCCUGGUGCUCGACCGGCCUCAGACGCGGCUUAGUGGCAUCAACGACGCUAGGUUGCGGAAUCCCAUGGAGAACUUUUCGUACGCCACCGUCAAGGGCUCGGCGGUCGACAUGUACUUUCGGCGACAAGUGGAGCUGAGUAACAUGUACAGGACCAUGGAGGGGAAGCAGUUCACCUCGGCAGAGGAGGCCAUCAAAGCCGUCAUCAACGGCUCUUUAAAUGCCUUCAUCUGGGACAGUUCACGACUGGAGUUCGAGGCCGCGCAGAACUGUGCUCUGGUGACGGCCGGAGAGCUCUUUGGCCGCUCCGGCUACGGGAUCGGCCUAAAAAAGGACUCUCCAUGGGCCAAUCACGUGACCCUGGCCAUCCUCCAGUUUCACGAGAGUGGCUACAUGGAGCAGCUAGACAAUCGAUGGAUCUUCCAGAACCGUAAGGAGUGCGAGACGCGAGAGAAGGCGCCGGCGACACUCGGGCUGAAAAACAUGGCCGGCGUGUUCAUACUGGUACUGGCAGGCAUCGCCGGCGGCUGUGCACUCAUCAUUAUAGAGAUCAUCUAUAAGCGGCACAAGAUCCGGAGCCAGCGGAAACUGGCGCUGGCGAAAAAUGCUGCGGACAGGUGGCGGGGAGCUGUGGAGAAGCGGCGCCGCCUGCGCCAGUCCCGCCAGCACGCGCGGCACAACGGCGAGCCGGGCUUCUCCGCCGACCCUUUCGGCACCGACUUCAGCAGCGCCUUCUCGUGGAGCUCGCCGGACGUGCGGCAGCGGGUGCUGCAGCCGCCGCCGCCGCCCGCCCGCAGAAAGAUGACCAUACUGGACGCCUAGCGCCACCGCGCGGCCGCUGCACCAACCACAGCUUCUGGUGGCUGUCGCGCGGCGGCGGUGCGACGUGCUCAAAGUCAGUGGUAAAGGGACCGGUCCGUGCUAGGACUGAAAGGUGCUCUUUUUUAGCCAGCUGGUUGUUAUUUGUUCGAGCUAUUUUUGCGCCAAGUGAGUGUGUAUUUGUGUGUGCAGUCGUUGUGAGAGCGCGUGGUUAGGUGCUGUGGCACUGUGGGGAAACUCUGCGUGGUGUUGAGCCGUAUGAUCAGCGUUUGUGGCUGAUGUAUCGCGCCCAAUACGGUGGCGGCGGUGGCCGCCCUGCAACCAUUCCUGUGACGUCUCAGACGAGACACGUGCCAACCUGGUCUUCGCUCGUAGGAAGCACUCUCGCACCUUCCCGUCCCGAAUACGGUACCACUGGGAGCUGGACGGCUGUCCCAAUCGCCCUGAAAUGAUGAACCAAUUCCGGUAGCGAAUAUCCAAAACACAACUACCCCAUACUAGAAAAUCAUAAUAUUUUCAUUCUUCUUUCAUCAAAAAUCAGUCCAUUCCCUACGUCGCAUGAGGCAUCAUCUCUUAGUUUCGCGUCAGUUAUGUUGGGCCGGCUGGGUUCUAAGUUCUCCCUCCCUCGGCCCUGCUCCAGUAACCAGCCGGUUCCGGGUGUACGGGUGCAAUUCCGCCUCGCGAUUCAACUAGGACCGACGCGUACCGAAAAGGCGAGUCUCUGGUGAGAGCCAUGCCGUCCUUACGUGCUCAGGACACCGCUUCGACGCUGGGCUUGGCCCGGCGGCGGCGCCCGAGCGACUCUGGCACGGACUCGGGCUGCAAUAUCUCACCGAGUAGGGCUGCCAUAUCUCACCGAGUAGGGCUGCCAUAUCGGGAGAACUCGGGCCGUGGAUGAACAAUGGUCUCGGGUCGAUGGAUACCUUGGGUUGUGGUCAGCGCGCGGUGGACUGGGCCAGCCGCGCUCUGCCCCGUUCAGACGCGUUGUGAACAGUGAAGCGUCCCGGGGGGCAGUGAUGGACGCGCUCUGAUCGAUUCCGUUCGCCGCCUCACAAUGUCGGCAGAUAUAUUGGUGCGAUGUUGCUCAACCCUGCACUGGAUAGGGGCGGGCCGCUGAUGAUAAUGAUGUGGCUGGACUGGAAGCUACCCCGCCGAAACGGGCGGCCUAGCUUCGCAUCACGAGAUCAGAGAGCUUAUUUCAUUUGAGCUCGAAAGCCUUAGAUAACUGAUGACUAUCACGUUGCACUCAGGCCGGCGUGGCGUAGCCAAAAAUGAACCGCAAUAUCAUUGGGAGCGCCAAAUUCCGAUCGGGAGACGGCUGGAGCGCCGCUCGCACGUAGCUGCAUUAGACGGUAGACUCGGAGCACUUCUCUCUGUACAUAGACGGCUCCGCGGGCCACCAGUGAUGCACACUCAAUGUGUAGAGCUCAGAUAUGGGUGACCAGAGCGAGUGUGACUGGGGAGCAGUCACUGAGUCUCUGGCGAGUCGUCAGAGUGUGACGGAGAGGCGGGUACUGGUACGGACUUCGUGAUGAUCGGUGAGCAGUGAUCUCUUCGCACCGGGCUGAGCAGGGUCCGUUAGUCUGGGUUCCAGGUAGGUCGCUGCUGGGAUUUUGUUCUUCUGUCGCUCUAGUCAGUCGCAGAUUCUACCUCUCUGUGAUGCUGUGGUGGAUUACUGAAGCUAGCGAAUCUUCAGUGGCAGAUGCUGCUCACUUCGUUGCCGCCCGACCAUAUCUUGAUUUUCGUUUUCCAAUGUCUCACCGACCGCAGUCUGCUGUGUUGAAUAUGGGUUUUAGCUACUGAAUUGGAAACGGGAGUUCGCUGUUUUGUAUGAACUUGACAGCUUGGUAGAUGAAUGCCAAAUCGGUGACAAUCUGAAAAGAACUGUAUGCAAGACGGCAGAUCCCCCAUCGUGUGGUUUCUAGAAUCGUGACUCAUUUAUUUUAUCUGAGAAUAAUCUUUUGUCACUUGCUUUCUUACCUGCAUCUUAUUUUCUACCCGUCGGCUGUUUCUAUGGGACAUUAUCUUUAUCAUUAUUUUAGUCUCAUUCACUCAAGUCUCACUGCAUCAUUUUCGGGUGCCAGCCUGAGCACUUUCGUCGCUCGUGCGUCGCCAGUCCCUGGUCUGUGGCUGACACUGAGGGACGACCAGGGCGGCUGGUACGAGCGAAAAGUGCUGACACUCUGCCAGCAGCCGAGCUUUCUGUGCGAUAUGGUGGCCGGGCGGCGGCCGGUGUGCUCUGCCCGUGUAUAUAGACGAUAUGGUGUGUGUGAACGCGGUCAGUGGUGCUUCAGAGAGUCUGUGACGGGUGGUGAGAGUGAACCGUGCCAUGCUGGUCCAAUGUCAAGGGUAGUCUUCGUAUAGUGCGCGAAUAAACUUUGUGAUAACAUG